Lactuca sativa (garden lettuce) is the source of this 663-nucleotide messenger RNA. The record is from RefSeq and is a predicted model, not a curated record. Lineage: Eukaryota; Viridiplantae; Streptophyta; Magnoliopsida; Asterales; Asteraceae.
AUGUUGAGCCGCAAAUGGGGUCAAAUAACUAAGCGGUGCAACAAAUUCAACGGUAUUUACAACCGGCUUCAUGCGCAACAGCAAAGCGGAACCAAUGACUUUGAUUUGUUCAAAUCUGCUAAGGAACAAUAUCGGGUCGGAAUGGGACAUGUUUUCAACUUUGAAAAAUCAUGGGAGUUGCUGCGAGCGAAUCCAAGGUGGAAUAAAAUGCCUACAUCAUCAGAGGUUCAAUCUAAAAGGUCUCGCAAUUCGAGCUCGGUUGACGUGUCGGACGCACGGACUCACAUCAACCUAAACGCCGACAUCGAUGAGAUCCCGGAUGAUAUCGAGGAGAUAUCCCCACCACGACGACCGCCCGGACGCGACAAAGCGAGGCGCGCUGCAAGGCAUGCGGAGGAGGUUGAGGCGAAAGCAAAAGAUGCAGCGGAAAUGAGAACGAAAUUCGACGAGCGCAAUUUAUUAAUAAAAGAAAAAAAUAAGUUGAAACGUCGUCAUUUAGAGUUUCUAGAAAGGCAGACACGGGAGAAGCAGACGCAAAAAGAGAGAGAAUUAAUGACACAUCAGUUGUCAAUUCUUCGGACGAGCGAGGAGGGUUUGACACCUGCUGAUCUAGAGGUGCUACAAGCGAUGAAUGAACAAAUUAGGAAGCAAUAUUUGAGUUAA